This is a messenger RNA of Nymphalis io (European peacock), 993 nucleotides long. RefSeq lists its product as uncharacterized. The transcript has a single exon. The record is from RefSeq and is a predicted model, not a curated record. Bases 1 to 993 code for a protein of 330 amino acids. Lineage: Eukaryota; Metazoa; Arthropoda; Insecta; Lepidoptera; Nymphalidae.
AUGGAUUGUAAACAAUGUAUGGAUAUGUUAAAACCUGAAGUAUCUAUUAAAUGCGUUAGAUGUCAAGGUAACUUCCAUCACGAAUGUAUUGGAUUAUCAGAAGGUGAUUUUAAGAAAAUGUUGCCAAUGAAUAAGGCCAAAUGGAAGUGUCCUAAUUGUAAAAUUUCUAAAAAGAUUGGUCAAAGCAGUCCCCAGGAGCUGACCGCGUCUCAACAGCAUUCUAUUUUAAACGUUGAUGCAAACUCUUUAAUGUCUCAUUUCGAUGAGCGUUUUAAUAGAUUAAGCUCAACUAUCGAGUCAUUCAAAACUUUUAUAACUGAGGAAUUGAAAAAAGUUACUGAUACGGUCAAGAAGUGGACUGAAAGAAUUGUAAACAUCGAGUCAUCUGUAAAAAGUGUUAAUGAAAGAAUAGAUAAUUUUGAGGUCGAAUUAUCUAAAAUCCAUAGUUUGCAAGCGGAAUUUAAUUACUUAAAGACAUCGAUCAAGGACUUAAAGGAAAGCCACUGUAAGAAUGAGCAAUGGGUUCGGCGCUCUAAUAUACAGAUUAAUGGCAUACCUCAAAAAAAGGGUGAGAAUUUAAUAAAUAUAGUUAAAUUACUUGCUGAAAGAUCAAACUUUAAAUUGUGCCCUGACACUGACAUUGACUUUGUUACUCGAGUAGCCACCAAAAAUGAUUUAGACAUUAAAAAGCCUAAACCUAUUAUUGUGAAGAUGCAGUCUCGGUAUAAAAAGGAUGAUUUCUUGUCAUCACUUCGCAAAUUAGGAAGCAUCAAGGCGUCUGACAUUGGAUUUCCAGGGGUGCAAAAUCAAAUAUAUGUUAAUGAUCACCUCUCCACGCGUAACAAAGCAUUAUUGAGAGAAGCCAAACGUCUUUCUAAGGAAAAAGGUUAUGUCUAUUGUUGGGUCCGGAAUUGCACGAUUAUGGUACGAAGAACCGAUAACUCGCCGGUACUCCACAUUACAUCUGAGGAAUCUUUAAAAAAAAUUUCAUAA